Messenger RNA from Styela clava, 4472 nucleotides. RefSeq names its product integrin alpha-1-like. NCBI's taxonomy places the organism in Eukaryota, Metazoa, Chordata, Ascidiacea, Stolidobranchia, Styelidae. Gene Ontology annotation, biological process: cell-matrix adhesion; cell adhesion mediated by integrin; integrin-mediated signaling pathway. Gene Ontology annotation, cellular component: integrin complex; external side of plasma membrane. The record is from RefSeq and is a predicted model, not a curated record. Gene Ontology annotation, molecular function: integrin binding.
GAGUAUUUUUAUCAUAAUAUUUAUACAACAACACCUACCUCUAUAUCGAGGUGGAAAUACAUACAAAUCUUAGCCCAAAUGGCGAUGAUGGGGGUGUUUAUAUUUCUCUCGAGUAUUCUGCUUCAAAGUUCUCUCAUCUCUUGUGAAAAUGUUGAAACUCGGAUACACACUUUGAUGACGCCCAAAACUCCCAAAGUAGAUUUUGGAAGAAGCGUUCACGGGACAGUUCGCAGUGUUUAUGCAAGUGCUCCGGACCUUGGCCCAUCAGGCGGAAUGUAUAAAUGUGAAUAUGAUGUGACAAACCCUACAACCAAUGAUACAUUUGUAUGCCCAACUGAAAUUUCUUUCGGGACCGAGAACGCUACCACAGGCACAUCGUUGGAAAAGGUUACCGUUUCAGGACACGAAUAUUUUAUUACUUGUGGCAACCAAUACCAUUUUACUUGCCCAAAACUGCAAAUUCAAGAACGAAUGAUUGGAGAGUGUUACACUUAUAAAGUUUCCGGAGGGAGUAUUUCUACAAUUCCGUCACCAUGUCCGAUAGCUUGUCCUCAAGGUAUAUCAGCAAAUAUUGUGUUUGUUAUUGAUGGUUCCGGCAGUGUAGGUGCAGGUAAUUUUGGGGAAGGAUUAAAGUGGAUUGUUAACGUAUUAAAAAAGUUUAGCUACGACAUUAAUUUGGGAAAUAUUCACGUUGGAUUUGUCCCCUUUAAUGGAGGCGUCUAUGAAGCAAGCUCUUCACUGGCAGCAGGAACUUUCUACGAUUUCAGAGAUAAGGCAUUGGGCAUAGGUUACCAUAGGGGCGGAACAAACACUCCACAAGCUAUCACAACUGCCACCAAUCUACUGAUGUCAUCAACUGCCAGGACAAAAGUUGCAAAAUUGAUGAUAACAAUGACUGACGGAGGGAGUACUUCAGGUUCGCCAGACGCAUCAGCAGCAGCUGCCGAAACAAAUGGCAUUACGAUGAUAGCUGUCGGAAUUGGAAGCGGAAUAAAAUAUAGCGAAUUGCGUGAAAUAGCUAGACAUAGCUCUCGAAUUCUCAGUGUGACGGAUUACUCUAAAUUGGAUGGAAUCAUUGACACAUUAAGUAAAGUUAUAGAAGAAACUGCGAAAGGAAGUUUAGAAGGCGGUUCGAGCAACUCAACUACAGAAAUGACAAAUUGUCAAUUUGGAUCGUCGAUUCAUGCAUCGAAGAAUGGUCUCUACAUCGGAGCCAUUGGUUCUUAUGACAGAACAGGAACAGUAGCAGAGUAUAAUAGCCUUACGAAUUUCCCCAACCUGAGGUCAAGCGGUCAUUUAAACGCAACGGAAAUGGCCAAUAACUUGAACGGAGUCAAUGCAACUGAUUUGAAAGAAUCAUAUUUUGGUUAUUCGGUUUCCAGUGGAACUUUUACUGUGGAUGGCCGAGAAUGGGUAGUAAUGAGUGCUCCAAGAUACCUCUUGAAGGGAAUGGUCCUAAUUUACCGAGAAACGCCUACCAAAUCGUUCUAUCAACUUCAUCCAAAUGAUAAGUUCUGGCAACUUGGAGCUUAUUACGGUCAGAGUGUUUUGGCAAUGGAUAUUGACAAUGAUAAUGAAGAUGACCUUCUCGUCUCUUCUCCCCUGUAUUCAAAACUAGGCGGAUACGACGAAGGAGUGGUGUUUGUGUACAUGAGCAAAACUAAUUCUAUUUCUAAAUGGGCUAGUUCAGAUUUUUCUCCAUUAGUAUUGGAAGGAGACAGUAUCCAAGGAGCGAGAUUUGGGAUGAAUUUAGUUGACGGAGGCGACAUAGAUAAAAAUGGAAUCAAUGACGUCAUCAUAAGCUCUCCAUCCGAGGGAGAUGAAGGGUCAAACACACCUAGUGGAUCGAUUUAUAUUUACUUCUCGUCGUCAACCGGACUUUCAAAUUCCAGAAAGCAGAAAGUAUUUGGGCGAACCGUCACCUCGAACACUCAAUCUCUGCGUGCAUUUGGUUGGAGUACUUAUGGUGGUUCUGACUAUGACAAGAACGGUUAUCCGGAUGUCGUGGUGUCAGCUCCUUCAAGCAAUAGAUUGAUUGUGUUGUGGUCUCGUAAAAUCAUUACUAUUACACCAAGUAUUUCAAUCGGACAAACAUCAAUCGACGUUAAACAUUGCGCAGCGAAUCCAACGACGGCAUGUUCUAAUAUUACUGUUUGCUUGAAUGCUAAAUAUGAGGAUGGAACCGAAGUUUCAAAAACAUUUGAAAUAACGUACAACGUCACUCUCGAUUCCCUAACGGCGGCGAACAAACGACUUCGUUUCAAGGAUCAAUCGGCCAGCAUCAUUUCUGAAACAUUGCGAGUAGGAAGAACGGAGAUUUGCAAUUAUUAUGACGUGGCAUUAAAGAUAGAAUCCUUGGGAACGUUGAGUGGAGGAGGCGGUUUUCAAGUAACACCACGGGCUGAGCUCAGUGUGGGAUUAUCCGAUAGCCAUAAGAUAAAAGUGAUGUCCGGAGUGUUGAGCUCUAGCAGUCAAGUCCGAAUGACAUCUGAUUGGUCUUUUAAGAAAGGAUGUUCUGGAAUAAAUGAACGCUGUGAACAUGAUUUACAACUCAACGUUACCAGCGAUACAUCGUCGAAAUCGUUACUACUCCUCACUGACAAAAGUCAGAAAUUAAAACUUCAUGUUACGAUCGAAAACUUGGGACCCGAUCAUGCUUACUUUACCCGGAUCAACGUAACUUCAGGGAAUUUGACUUUAAAUUUGGUGAAUGGGUCCUGUGUGACAUCAGACGACGAAGCACGUGAUUCUUCAAAAGGAUUGGCGGUGAUUAAAUUCGAAUCCCACAGAGCUGGUCUCAAAGACUUGAUGGUGUCAGGAGAUAAGUGCGAGUUCACCUUAGAAUUUGACUUUACCAGGAUGAAAUCGACAGCUAAUGAAGGAAACUACAAUAUCCAGGGAGUGAUAUAUUCAACGGCCGGAGACGAUAAUAUUACACUUGAUGGAAAUUCAGCCAACAAUAGGUUCAGCAUUCAAGGAUCUGUGCAAUAUCAAUCCUCGAUAUCUAUUACUGAGCUUUCCAUUCCUGAGAGCAUUUACUUCAAUCGAACCUCAACCGACACAACCGUUGUUAAAACACUAGAAGAUGAAGCAUUGGCCGGGAACAAAACGAAAUUAGUUCAUCAAUAUACGUUAUACAAUCGUGGACCACUUGGAUUUGCAAAAGGUCGUGUCAAACUUACAUGGCCUGAGUACACUCAGAAUGGAUUGUAUCUACUUUAUUUAGUUGGCAUAAAAUGCAAGCCGGAAUCAGCGUGUACGUGCGAUGCAACAGGAAAAGCAAAUAAAUUCAAUCUUGCUCCUAAAAUGAACUCAAACGAAACUUAUGAAAAUGUAACCAUAACUUAUCCCGAUGAUAGCCAAGCGUUCGGGGCUAUAAAGACAGUUACGUGUGCAAACAGCAAGUGCAGCGAAGUUUAUUGUGAUCUGGACUACAUAUCUCGGUUUGGAAACAUCAUCGUGUUAGCCGAAUUCAAACCGUGGAUUCCAACAUUUGGGAAGGAAUUUUCCAACACUCAAAUAUUCAGCACAUUGGAUUUGAUUGUAUCAAAUAUCUCAUCAGAUCAGCAAUCCACGAACCAGAAGGUCACGACUGAACUCUCUACUUCUCCAUGGUAUAAAGAACCCACUAAGAAUCCUUUAGAAUGGUGGCAGAUUCUACUAGCAAUACUCGGUGGAAUUUUGUUGCUGGUUGUAGCAGUAUUAGCUAUGUGGAAGCUUGGCUUCUUUGAGAGCAAGUACAAAAAGAGAACCAGAGCAGGCAGACAGAGCAUUCGUGAACGCGAAGCAGCUGGGCCUUCAGAUUUUGAUGAAGGGCCGUCAUACGAAAAUGUCGGUGAAGGACCGUCAUACGAAAAUGUUGAUGCAGAUGCUGGAAUGGGGCAAAGUACUGCCGAUCUGGUGAACGUGGAUAUUUAAACUUGCUAUAUAUUAUCGUAAAUUUUAUUUCAAAAUGUUGUCUUCUAUUAUAUAAAAUUAUGUGUUGAUGGAACAAACAAUAUGAACUGAAUACCGUAGUGAAAGUUGACAUAUCAACGUGAAUAAUUUUUAUACUAUAUAUAGAUAUUUCAUGAUGUUUGGAAAAACAUUUUUCAAAGUUUUUUUUAAAUAGGUAAUCUUUACAUAUUUUGAUUUUUUCUCCAAAAGUUCUAGAAAAAUUUCUAUACUGCCAUAACUGUUUUACAUUUGUUCUCAAAGUUCAUAUUCUAGGAAUUAUUAUUAGUUCUGUUUUUCCCAACUUUUUUUGCUGCCGACCAUUUCCGAAACAUCUAUCGCGGUAGACUCGAGACAUGAGAAUUAAAUAAAAAUUAAUUUUUUUGAAAGUUGAUCAUUAAUUAGCACAACUAUAAAAAUACCAUUUAUCGAUCAAAUAUUUGCAACAUUUAAUGAAAAUCGUGCCCCCGAUCUUGUUUCUCCAUUCUGUUAAAAUUGGGAUCCAAGGUAGUCAAAGCGCAUCAUGUAAGGUUCACCGC